AUGUCAGCGGACUACUUGGGGCCUCGACCCAAAUUCACGGAGAUGGGCCUCUCAACGGUGAGCCCUUCGGAUCCAUUCAUCAGGUCGGACACCGGGGAGGUCUGCGUUCGUUUGGCCUACCAGGAGAAUCUGCCGCUACUAUGGAGUACAAAGCUUACUUCUGUCACAAAUGAUUCUUCGGAGGACUUUUCCCACAUGGUGAGUAUAUUUUCUACAUUUAGACAUUCAAUUGUUUCUCCUCUUUAUCUCCGACCACUUUAA
Dibothriocephalus latus is the source of this 261-nucleotide messenger RNA. NCBI's taxonomy places the organism in Eukaryota, Metazoa, Platyhelminthes, Cestoda, Diphyllobothriidea, Diphyllobothriidae. The record is from the annotation of a GenBank genome assembly.